AUGGAACUAUCUGAUGACAUUUUGAUCCCGUCAAUUUAUCGGAUCUACGGCUUCAAUGGUACGGUGACUGUACCAAAGGGAGAAGUUACUCUCAGAGUCUCGGAUGGAGAAGGAUACUUAGACACACUUACCACCUUCUGUGUUGUUGACGUCGUAUCACCUUAUGAGGCGAUCCUCGGCAGGCCUUGGAUUGCAGGCAUCAAGGGCGUGGCAUCGACAUACCAUCAAAGGUUAAGUUUCCCAUCUUACCGAGAGGUUGUGGAGGUACUAGGUGAUCCCCAUGUCGCACGGCAGUGCGUGCAGAUAGAUAUCCAACAAAAUGAAGAAAGGCGAUCAAGACAGCGCCGAGAAAAGAACAAAGCUAAGGAAAUUAGAGUAGGGGAAGAACUGGAGAAGGCACUCUCACAAGCCAUCACAACUUACGAAUCAGGCGAGCAAGAGAUAUUAUAG
Molecule: messenger RNA, 450 nt
Organism: Papaver somniferum (opium poppy)
Lineage: Eukaryota; Viridiplantae; Streptophyta; Magnoliopsida; Ranunculales; Papaveraceae
Exons: 1
Coding region: 1-450 (149 amino acids)
Source: RefSeq, a predicted model, not a curated record